Molecule: messenger RNA, 843 nt
Organism: Penaeus chinensis
Lineage: Eukaryota; Metazoa; Arthropoda; Malacostraca; Decapoda; Penaeidae
Product: Krueppel-like factor 16
Exons: 4
Coding region: 1-843 (280 amino acids)
Biological process (GO): regulation of transcription by RNA polymerase II
Molecular function (GO): DNA-binding transcription factor activity, RNA polymerase II-specific; RNA polymerase II cis-regulatory region sequence-specific DNA binding
Source: RefSeq, a predicted model, not a curated record
AUGGUGCUGACAGAUUAUAGUGUUAAUCUCCGCGAGAGCGCAUGGUUGAGGUUCAAUAUGGAAACUUCAUCUUCUGAAGUGUUAGAUACACAGUGUUCAGUUCAAUCCCAAGGUCGUGCCGCCGCCAUGAGCGCCAUGUCAGGAAAGCGCCUUUUCCGCCCUUGGCAGGACGACACCCAGUCGCCCAAGAGGGUCCGACUCUCUCCGCCCGCUGCGCCACCGACACCGCCGCCCUCCGUGUCUCCUGCGCCCUUGUGCGACGCCAUCAAAACUGAAACGUGGACGCCCUCCAGCCCCCCGCCCGCCGCCCUCCACCCCGCCGCCCUCCACCCCGCCUUCCUCCCGCAGCGCCAUCUGCUGCCCGGCCUCAGCCUGGCCGCACUCAGCACGCAGCACCUUCUGAUCCCCGCGCUAACCCUAGCCUCCUCACUCAGCGCCGCGCCCCUCUCGCCGCCCUCCGACCCCCUCGCGGAGGACGCCAACAGCAGCGCCGCAGCACGUCGGCCCCGCCCCAAGAAGUUUUCGUGCAGCGAGUGCGGCUCCACCUUCAGCAACAAGGGCCAGCUGAAGGGCCACCUGCGGAUCCACACCGGAGAGAGGCCCUUCGCCUGCGGCCACGAGGGCUGCGACAAGCGCUUCACCAGGAACGAGGAGCUGACCCGCCACCGCCGCAUCCACAGCGGCGCGCGCCCCUUCCCGUGCCCUCUGUGCGACAAGCGCUUCGGCCGGAAGGACCACCUCAAGAAGCACGUCCGCACGCACCAGCGACAGCCGCUGCUGCCGCCGCACCCACUCCUGCACCACCUGCAGCAGUUCCAGCUGCAACAGUUCCAGCUGCACUAG